Carassius carassius (crucian carp) is the source of this 964-nucleotide messenger RNA. Its product is annotated as peroxiredoxin-4-like. NCBI's taxonomy places the organism in Eukaryota, Metazoa, Chordata, Actinopteri, Cypriniformes, Cyprinidae. Gene Ontology annotation, biological process: cell redox homeostasis; response to oxidative stress; cellular response to stress. Gene Ontology annotation, molecular function: thioredoxin peroxidase activity. The transcript has 7 exons. Bases 5 to 949 code for a protein of 314 amino acids. The record is from RefSeq and is a predicted model, not a curated record. Gene Ontology annotation, cellular component: endoplasmic reticulum; cytosol.
AGAGAUGCGCUUCCUGCAAGACUCAGCAAUGGAUGUCAGUCGCUGCGUUAAGACUCCCAGAGAAUGGCUCGGAGUGCUUUGCACGCUGCUUUUACUCACCGAGUCGGUUCUGUGUUACGCUGCAGACUGGAAGAAGGAGCAGGAGUGUCAUAAUUACGCCGGUGGACACGUUUAUCCAGGAGAGGCUUUCCGCGUCCCCGUCUCUGAUCAUUCCCUUCACCUGAGCAAAGCCAAAAUCUCAAAGCCAGCUCCACACUGGGAAGGAACAGCUGUGAUCAACGGCGAGUUUAAGGAGCUGAAACUGUCAGAUUAUAAAGGAAAAUACCUGGUUUUCUUCUUCUACCCUCUGGAUUUCACGUUUGUGUGUCCUACCGAGAUCAUCGCCUUCAGUGAUCGCGUGCGCGAGUUUCAGGCCAUCGAUGCAGAAGUGGUCGCCUGCUCGGUGGACUCUCAGUUUACUCACCUGGCCUGGAUCAACACGCCCAGGAAACAAGGAGGUCUCGGACAAAUGAAGAUCCCUCUUCUUUCUGACCUCACUCAUCAGAUAUCCAAGGACUAUGGCGUCUUUCUUGAGGAUCAAGGGCACACGCUCCGAGGUCUCUUCAUCAUCGAUGGUAAAGGUGUCCUCAGACAGAUCACUAUGAACGAUCUGCCGGUGGGACGCUCUGUGGACGAGACCCUCCGACUGGUGCAGGCCUUCCAGUACACCGAUAAACACGGAGAAGUGUGUCCUGCUGGAUGGAAGCCUGGCAGUGAUACGGUAAGAGUUCUGUGUGUGUGUGUGUGUGUGUGUGUGUGUGUUACAGUAUCUCUCUUCUUUCCUCACAGAUUAUCCCAGACCCCGCUGGAAAACUCAAGUACUUUGAUAAACUCAACUGAGCUGAAUGUUUUCACUACACGUGUUUGUUCUGAAGCACAGAAUAAAAGGAGAGUUUUGAUAAACAUGUAGUCCUGUUUCUUCCCU